Messenger RNA from Rhipicephalus sanguineus (brown dog tick), 6056 nucleotides. RefSeq names its product glycine receptor subunit alphaZ1. Gene Ontology annotation, molecular function: chloride channel activity; extracellular ligand-gated monoatomic ion channel activity; neurotransmitter receptor activity. Bases 339 to 1748 code for a protein of 469 amino acids. NCBI's taxonomy places the organism in Eukaryota, Metazoa, Arthropoda, Arachnida, Ixodida, Ixodidae. Gene Ontology annotation, cellular component: neuron projection; membrane; synapse. The record is from RefSeq and is a predicted model, not a curated record. The transcript has 7 exons. Gene Ontology annotation, biological process: chemical synaptic transmission; signal transduction; nervous system process.
CCCCGGCGAGUACGACCGAGGCACGACCGGCACGCGUGCCGGAGUCGAGCGGCAGACGCCACGAAGCGCGCACGCCUUGCUGCGACCACGACUCGCCGCAGCUGCUGCUGCCUUGCCGCGGCUACGGUUAUACACGAGCGGGGGGCGAGUGCUGUUGCUUGCUGCGGCUGCGAGCAGGAGCGAACAGCCGCGUACGCAGUCGAGUCGGCCUAUCGUUGGCAGCGAACCUCUCAAGAGCUGUCUUUCCGCGCAUCAUCGCUGACGGACAAGCUGCGAUCGUAGACAGCUGCUUCUGAUGUCACCAGUGCACAGCGCGGGAGCCGCGUGAAGUGACAGUCAUGAGGUGGCAAGACCCCGGAAGGAAGGACUCGACGUUCCGGUGGCUUCUGCUGUGUGUUUCCUGCCUCGCAGUGCAGCUGCUAUGCGGCGUGCUUCCAGCGGCCCGAGCAGUGGAGGCUGGAGGCAGUACGGGUGGCGCGGGUAGCAGCAGCGAGGUGUACCUGAGCAGCGUGGAGCGCGAGAGUGAUUCUCCCGCGACAAGCGACACGCCUGCGACGUCGGCCGAGACGCCGGGAGGAGACGACCCGUCGGUUCCUGCUCCGCGGCUCGCCUUCCUCGACAAGAUGCUCGAGCAGUACGACAAGCGCGCCUGGCCCACCUACGGCAUGGGGCAUCCAACGUACGUCAAAGUGAACAUAUACGUGAACAGCAUAGGGCCUGUCAACGCGAACAACAUGGAAUACGGCAUGGACAUCUACCUGCGCCAGUCUUGGCAGGACCUGCGGCUGAACGUGAGCAAGUACGGCGUUACCACGCCGGUGACCAUCAAUGGCGAGGACAUCAUGGGCAAGAUCUGGAAGCCCGACCUGUUCUUCCGCAAUGUGAAGGAGGCCAGCUUCCACUACGUCACUGUGCCCAACAAGCUGGUCAAGCUGGGUCCCGACGGAGAGGUGCUGUUCAGCAUGCGCCUCACUCUGCGGCUCGCCUGCUUCAUGUCCUUCAAGCACUUUCCCCUGGACACGCAGAGGUGCCACAUUCUGCUUGGACCCUAUGCCCAAACCAUUGAACAAACAGCAAUUUCCUGGCAAGACACGGACCCCAUCGUGCUUGAACGGCCCAUCGAAAUUCCCGAGUUUGACCUUGUCCACAACACGUACGGACAUUACAACCGGGCUAUCGACACAGGCGUGUUCAGUUUCCUCAAUGCUACGUUCACCUUGGAGCGCCAGAACGGCUACCACUUGAUACAGACGUACCUGCCCACUUUUCUGAUCGUCAUGAUCUCAUGGGUCUCCUUCUGGCUCAACGUGGACGCCACGCCCGCGCGAGUCACCCUCGGAGUCACCACGCUGCUCACCAUGACCACCGUUGCGUCCGGUGUGCGCACCCAGCUGCCGCCCGUGUCAUACAUCAAAGCCAUCGACGUCUGGAUAGGCGCCUGCUCCGUCAUGGUCUUCGGAGCCCUGCUAGAGUUCACGCUAGUCAACUACCUCUCGAGAAGCAAACUACGCCCCGAGGAGUUUCGCAAGUCCAUCAACAUAUUCCAUCGGAACCGGAAAAGCGGUGAAAAACAAGAUGGCGAGGAAGGUCCCACCAAGUACGAGACGCGCGGCCACAUGGAACUUCAGAAGAACCUCAAGAGGUCCCAGAACGUAGACAAAGUGUGUCGCAUCAUGUUUCCGUUCGUGUUCUUCGUCUUCAACGUCGUCUACUGGUUCUACUACCUCUACAUGAGCGAGUUCACUUGAGACCGAGACGAAGGCGUCUUGACCCGACACGCGUUGACCUCUCAAAGUUAGACUUUUUGCCGGAAGGUCAACAGGGUCAAAGGGCAAACAUGGUCCCUGUCGACCAAACAAAGAAAAAAAAGACAAGGAAUGGAACAAGAAACACUUUGGUAUAUUUCGCACUACGGAAACGUUCUCUCUAGACUUGUGCUACGAGUACAUGCCGAUUGUCGAUGUUAACUACAGAAGUGUUAGCGACGCCGGAUUCUGCAAUGCGUGGCGGAUGAAAUGAGGAGAUCUAGUUAAAUAUCCGAACUCACAGACAGAUGUUUCAGUCGGUUACGUCACCUUACCGAGCAGCGUGUGCUUGCAAUCAUACGUCGAUCGAUUGAGAAAGUUUGAGUCUCUACUAAUUCGUGAAACGUAAUCGGUGUCACACGCCCAUCUCUUGAGAGUCGCAGUGUGAGAAGGAGGCACAAAUGGAAUACGCCUGUGUACCUUGGCAAGCAGCAUAGGUGUUUAACUCUAUGUAUUUCUUCAGACCUGCAUUAUAUCUCUCAAUAAGCAGUGCGUGUAGAAGACUGAUUACGGUGACAGCGAGCACUUUACUUUCUGAUGCAGCCGCUGGCUUACAAAGAUUCCAUUACAUUUACUGUUUUCGUCCAUUCAUUCUUAACCAUCAGGCAUCGCGCAGAGGUAGCUAAAGUUUUGUUAUGGUUAGCUUUGCCUGGCAUGUAUGGGAGCGUACUCGCAGCAACUGAACUUUUUUUUUUACUUUACUCUGCGUUGCUAAGCCUGUUGCUUGCCAGCGCAUUACUGUCGGAAACGAUGAGAGCGAUGAUAUUGCAAACAGCGUAUUCACAAAAUGUUUUUUUUUAUUAACUGUUAUGUUCUACUGACAAAGAAGCAGAGCAGGUUGCGUCCUCUGGCUCGUUUUGUUGUACUGAUCGGUUCUGUUUGCUGAAACGGAGUCCGCUUACAGUGGUUUGCUUUUAAACAUAUUUCUCAUGUGUAUCAACAAACCAGGCGCUCAAUGGAGUCAACGUCACAACCACGAUAUUUUGCAACAAGCCACAUUGAUGCACCAAGCUAAUAUUAUGUCGAACUUUUUUUUUUGCUUUUAGGAAUUAUACUUUGUCAUUCUGCGGCUUAUGUGAGAGAGAAACCAACUAGGGAUUAAAGUGCCACAAUGGUUGUGUGUGCUGCUUGACUAACCUUAAUGAAGCAUUUCUAGCCCAAGUUAAUUUUGCUUGUGUGGAGCUAAUGGGCUGAAUAAGAUGCACAUUAGCUGAGCUGCUCUCUUAAAGGCGUCCUCAGACACAUUAUCUUGUUUUUUAUUCAGCUUCAGAGAUUUGUAAAUUUUAACGGACUUUGCUGUCGCACAGUGCUUUCUUUAUUGUUGAAAGCCUCCCAUGUGUUCUCUGAGCAGUAAAGCUUCAUCCUGACAGAAUCACUGUGAGAAGGCAGAUGCACACGAAACAACCUGAAGGACAAUCCUUCUUUCACAAGGAUGAUCCGCAGCGGGAAUAUCAAGUGGCAGCCCCUAGCAGCAGGAACCCAUUUACUGUUCAGUCACAAAUGUAGAACCAGAAACGGCUACAGCAUUUUUUAACGUAUCGGCGGUACUGCUUCAUUUGUAAUGUGGCGCCUUCAAAGAGUUAUACGCUGCCUCUUCUGAUAUUACCUCGUUGAGAAAUAGUCGGCACAAAACACAACGCAUUUCCCUGCGGCGGUUCUCACGUAACCCUCGCGAAAAUACAGACUCGUUACCGUAAGUCAACCUUCUACGUUUAACAUUAAAGCGUCAGCCACGCUACAUCAUAACCCACCAAAUCAUUUUGGAACGUGCAUGGGCACGGUGCAAUUUUUUUUUUCCGGAGCGAAAAUCACCAUGUAUUAAUUUUCAAAGGCACAGCGAGGUUACAGUUCAAAGCACCGAGCAUUUCUGGUAGCGUGCGUGAUACCACCACUGCUCGGCGACAGACAUAUGUGUCAACACGAAAAUGUCACCGAAGCCCUCACUUUUUAAAUAGCGAACAUAAUCGAAGUUGUGCAGGACUUCGCGUUUGAAGCAGUAGAGAAGAUUGACGACCAAACCACAAGGCACCUGGUGGGACCAAACUUGCCUGCAUGCCUGGGCUUUGAGAACCACGAUGACAUCUCUACGAGCAUGAUGUGUAUUUUGCUACACCCUUAUGACGCAUUGUUGUCUCUCCAAUGCAUAUGUCGUGUCGUCUAGUCAAAUGAACGUGCCCGCUGGAAGAAAGCAUAGUGUUUUCCUUUUCACGUGUAUCGUUGGCUCUUUGCAGAGGAAAGUGUGGAGUUUCUCGUGAAGCCGAGCGGGGCAUCCGGUGAUAUUUUCGGCUACUUGUUGCAGGAACGGAUACCGGCAAGGCGAUCGCGCAGAUAUCCGCGUAGUUGUUUAGUGUCCCUAGUAACCGUCAAUAGCCGUUGUAUGUUCAUCAACUGCAUCCGUAUAGCCAGGAAGAAUGUACGAAAUCUCGAAAUGACAGCCUUUUCUUAUUACAGGCAUCUUAUCCCUGCAACAUUCAUGCUGCAUAUAUGAUAUGCCUUAAUAACAAUGAGAUGCUUACAGUAAUAAUGCCAUGAUGUUGGCAUUAAUAUUGUAAUUGUUUUAUAUAUUUCGCCAUGAAGCUGGUGUCGCGAACCAAACAAUACAUUGCUUGCGCCAAAGGACGGAGUACUUUAAUGCGAUAUGCGCUAGACACCUUGUCUGAAGAGGGCGCCAUGAUGCGCAAGUAAAGGAUAAUGCGAUUUGAUAUCUCGCGGUCAUAAAACCAAUGUUCUUAUAUUUGAGCUAUCAUUCUUCAACUAUAUCAAAGCAAGAACGCUUACUUUCGAUUACUUGUACUUUUAAGAAGCACAUAGAAAAUGCCAUCGAUAAAGGUUCUCGAACGUGUGUCGCAGACAAUAUUUGCUCAUGCUGUUAUCAGCCGACGUUGAAUGUCAUGUGGUCCUUCUAUCAAUAAACGCACUUACUUUUACAUUAAAACCUGUAAAUUUGCACAUUGGAACUGCUUUGAUCACACUUGGGCGCAUCUUAGCUGCUCUUUCAUAGGCGAAAGGCUCUUUCGUAGGCAGAGCGAAACACCAGUGUCUUGUUACUAUUAGUUACCAUGUACUAACAUGUACUAAAUAUACUGGUGGUAAAAUGGGAACAAGGUUGUGUGACAUAUUUCGAUGACAUGAUCUCAAUACAUUCUACAAUCGCAGCUGUAUCACCAGAAGCAUAUAUAGAGACCUUCCUGUUGCAAUCAAUAGUUCACCUUUGCGAAAUACUGUGCACUAAGACUUUGCUCGUAGGUGCGAAUUAUUACAAUCGAGCAGUACUAGAACUAAGACUAUAUUUAUAUAAAAGAAACCGUUAAUGAUAUUCUUGGAAAGGAACUCUCACAUUUAAGCUGCAACUUCGAACUCGUCAGUUCAGGAUUCGAGUGGAGACGUACCUUCAAGUCCCCACAUUGAGUUUGGUCUCUUAUAUGUGCUGGAAUUUCGAACCAGAAUUUCGGACAUUUUCCCCUACCUAUACGUCAUUUUCCAUUUUAUAUAAUGGGAAACGCUAAAGUAUAUGUCAUUUUGAAUUUUUGUGUGGGAUUGGACAACGGCGUUCCGGCCUAAAUUUUCAUUGGUUCUUUUCAAGGCUACAUGAUGCCCACUUGGCUAACAAUUUGAUUGUAAUUAUGCGCCGUGAUAUGUCAGGCGCUACAUUUAACUGCGUAGACGCUAGUAAAGCUUUCUGUUAGACUUGUGUGUACAAAAAGGCCAGCAGUAAAUAAUCCUCUAGUUUUUCUCGUUUCCUCAGCUGGUAAAAGAAAGAAAUUGAGAACGAUGUCUAUAGCGAAAUCAAAGAGCUUUAAGAACACAUAUGCCAAUUUUGAAAAGGGUGUUUAUAAGCCUUUUAUGCGGGAUAAUUGCGUUGGGCGAUAGACGUAUGAUACGUUUGAACGGUCAGCAUAUGCCUUUGAAGAACACGUAUAUCAAGCGAAAGUAGGCAGUUUCCUUAAAGCCCUCAAAACACUAAUUUUGUAUUAACCGCUGCCCGCUAUGGUUGGUUAAAGAGCGGCGCAGGUACGGUUGAAGCACAGGUACACGUAAUCGCAAAUCAGGGCUCGUUAGAAGAUUAUACCAGGAUGGAUAGACCUCCCAUUGUGUUGUGUCCGUUGAAUCCUUCACACAGUUCGUAUCGCCAAAUCAUGCUCACAUUCACACUUCCACCAGUCACAGUUCGUGUCUUCUCUUAUGUGCAUUGCUCACAGUGAGUGUUGUUUCGAUAUUUCGGUGUUGAAGUUUUUAAUAAAAAAAAUGUUU